AUGAAGUCUAAAAAAAAUAACCUCAAGUCUUUAGAAAUGAUUUGUUUCUGUUUGAGUGGUAGUUUGAACCAGAGGAGACUCCAGAGGAUUGGAUUUGUGGGUGAAGCAGCAGACUCUGGUGUGUUGCCAGAAUUCAGCAUCAGAGCGCACACAGCCAACAGUGAGGACUUCCCACUCUGCUAUCAUGCACACUGCGCUCUUCUGUCUGAGAGGUUUAAGACGGAACUUCAUCUGUCACUUCUUCACUUUGAUUUAGACUCGCUCCUAACGCGGGAUCACGCUGUUCCUGCGCACGCAAACGUUUCCAGCGGAUUUUACGCACACGCCACUGGAGAAAGACACGGGAAAACACUCGGUAGCAGCAGGUGUUUUGAGAUCCCAGUUGGAUAA
Messenger RNA from Xyrichtys novacula (pearly razorfish), 390 nucleotides. NCBI's taxonomy places the organism in Eukaryota, Metazoa, Chordata, Actinopteri, Labriformes, Labridae. The record is from the annotation of a GenBank genome assembly.